AUGGAACGCCCAGCAAGUCCCACGCCACGGGACAGAGUUGCGAGGAAGCUGAUUCUUUGCUUUGACGGCACGGGCAACAAGUUCCAUGGCGAUGAAAGUGACAGCAACAUUCUCAAGAUAUUUCGUAUGCUUGAUCGGACUGCCGAUGAUCAGUAUCACUACUACCAGCCGGGCAUUGGCACCUAUGUCGUGUCCAGUUCGCUUACACAUACUGGCACGAAAGCACGCAUUCGAUCAUGGUACCAGAAGGCCAAGGAUUCAGCGAUUGGUUCUUCCUUUGAUCAGCAUGUCGUGGGAGGGUACCGUUUCCUCAUGAGAUUCUACAAUCCCGGAGAUGAAAUUUACAUGUUUGGCUUCAGCCGCGGCGCGUACAUUGCACGCUUUCUGGCUGAGAUGCUUGAUUAUGUUGGCCUCUUGUCUCACGGUAACGAAGAAUUGGUUUCAUUUGCCUGGAAAGCCUUUGCCAACUGGCAGAGUCGUCGUGGUGGCGAUAAAGACGAGAAGCUCGCGGAAGAGGAAGAGAAGAAGAAGCACGAAAUGUACCACUUCAUGAAAGGUUUCCGUGAAACUUUUUCCCGACCCGUUGGCAGGAUUCGCUUCCUUGGUCUUUUCGACACCGUCAACUCUGUCCCGCGCUUUGAGACUGCUUGGAUGCAACGAAGCAAAUUCCCUUAUACAGCCCGGAGUAGCGCACGAGUAAUUCGGCACGCCGUCAGCAUUGAUGAGCGACGAGCCAAGUUCCGACAGGAUUUGAUGUACCAGCAAGCAAACAAGCGGCACAGCGCCACACACGGCCACUGGAAAGAUUGGGAGCACAUGCUUGGCCGCCCACACAGCAGCGGACCUGGCGGAGAAACAGAUGGAACAGACAAGGUUCACCACGAGGACCGAGGUAGACGGCCAAGCAAGCACGUAACACCCGGGGAGAGGAAGUCGUCAGCAAAUCCAGAAGGCGGCAAAUACAUGCCAUAUAGGGCCAGGUCAAAGUCUGGCGCCCGGCCUGAUCGCCGUGUCUCGGUAGUUGGCUGUGAUGUGUCGGAGCAGAUCUCCAAUAUUGAUUAUGAGGAUGGCGGUGAUCAAGAUAUUGAUGAAGUCUGGUUUGCCGGUGGCCACGGGGACGUGGGUGGUGGAUGGCAAAUGGAAUCCGACGACAAGAAUGCAAGCCAUGUACCUUUGGUAUGGAUGGUCCGCGAGGCUAUGCGUGCUGGCCUAAAGUUUGACCUAGAGAAGGUCCAGGAGUUGGAUUGCUUCGAUUUGUACAACGAAAGCGCCAAGAACAGCCCCAAGGGCGGCCGCAAGCGACAACAGAAAGGACCCGAGAUUCAUCUCAAUCAGGAGGACGAAGACGGAGGAGAGCUUGUAGCCCCCCCAACCCCCGAUACCCUUGCUGAUGAUGAUGGAGGAAAGGACUUCAAGCAGGUCUUCCUCGACAUGAUGCACAAGGCACAUCUUGCCCGGAUUCAUGACUCACUCGUCUAUGGCGGCGGCCUCUCAGGGGUGGCCGUCACUGCCUGGAACAUAAUGGAGUGGAUGCCCUUCCGGCGAAUGGAUCUUCAGGGAGACGGAACCUGGAAGCCCAUCAACUGGCCGCUGCCGCGUGGAGAAGUCCGAGAUAUUCCCAACAAUGCUCGCAUCCACGGCAGCGUCAUCCGCCGCAUGAAGCUGGACAAGAACUAUCGUCCUGGAAACCUGAUUGUAGGUGGAGGCGGUCGCGGUGUCCGCAUCGCACCCGAAGAAUAUGGCGUUGGAGAAUGGAUCUGCGUGCAAGACGAAGGCGAUCCCAUUGGCGAGAUUUGGGUGCGAAAUGGUGACCCUGUGAAGCUGGAGAUUAGCAAGAAGAAGAAGAAGAAGUCCAAGGGGGAGAAGCAAAACUAA
Molecule: messenger RNA, 1875 nt
Organism: Trichoderma asperellum CBS 433.97
Lineage: Eukaryota; Fungi; Ascomycota; Sordariomycetes; Hypocreales; Hypocreaceae
Source: RefSeq, a predicted model, not a curated record